Daphnia pulex (common water flea) is the source of this 614-nucleotide messenger RNA. RefSeq lists its product as uncharacterized. Gene Ontology annotation, cellular component: extracellular region. The coding region runs from base 120 to 455 and encodes 111 amino acids. The record is from RefSeq and is a predicted model, not a curated record. Lineage: Eukaryota; Metazoa; Arthropoda; Branchiopoda; Diplostraca; Daphniidae. The transcript has 3 exons. Gene Ontology annotation, molecular function: chitin binding.
GGUUGAGUUCGUUCGGUUGCGAGGGGGAGAAAAGUGGGUGAAUAGAUGGAAGUUUCCCGUUGGAUAAAAAGAAGCAACUCGGACAGCUAUGGAUUUAUCCCCUUAAAUUGGUUGAUUCGAUGAUGUUCAUCACAAAAGCUCUUCUGCUCAUUGCCCUCGUUCCAUUCCUGACUUCCGCUUUGGAAGAUGGGUUCAUUUGUCCCAAGUUGCUGCCCUCCGAGUUCGUCAAAGACCUCAACCCUAAAUAUCCCCACCCCACAAACUGCCAAAAGUAUUACGUCUGCUUGAAAGGAGUGACUCCAGUUGAACAGAACUGCUAUCCCGGAGAGGUCUUCAAUAACAACAGCAAGCAGUGCGAUCUCCCCGAGAACGUCAUUCAAUGCAUCGACUGGUACAAGGAUCAUCCUGCAGGCGACAUUGACGCAGAUGGCGGAAGAUACUAUGGUCGCAAAUAAGUCGAUCAUAGUAUUAUCCUACAAUCCUUCGCCUCAAAAAAUAUUUAUUCUGUUUAACGUUUAUUAUCAAGGAAUUGGUAAAUACGUGCCCUCUUCAUUAUUAUUUUAUCUGGUCAUCUGUUGCGUUAAUACAAAUAUACAUAUCUCACAUUACCUAAA